AUGGAUGAUGGACGUGAGGUUAUCGCGAAACUUCCAAAUCCCAAUGCAGGCAGACCGUACUUCACCACAGCUAGGGAGGUUGCAACUAUGGACUUUUUGAGGAAUGUCCUGGAAGUCCCUGUUCCAAGAGUGUACGCGUGGAGUCCUCGAGCGUCAGGGAACUUCCUUGGAGCGGAGUAUAUCCUCAUGGAGAAGCAGGCCGGGGUAGUACUAACUGAUCUAUGGGAGUCCCUCAAAGGAAAGCAGAAAGCCCACAUCCUGGACCAAGUGAUUGAAAUCGAGAGGCGCUUAGCAGCAACCAAAUUCUCAAAAUUCGGGUCGCUGUACUAUAAAGACGACCUUCAUGACAGAUCGGACUCUACUUCGCCUCUAUAUCUCGAUUCAACUGGAAACGAAGUGUGGAGCAAAACAUUCGCCAUUGGGCCGACUAAUAACCGUUCCUUCUUGCUUUGA
Messenger RNA from Aspergillus terreus NIH2624, 453 nucleotides. RefSeq lists its product as uncharacterized. The transcript has 2 exons. NCBI's taxonomy places the organism in Eukaryota, Fungi, Ascomycota, Eurotiomycetes, Eurotiales, Aspergillaceae. Bases 1 to 453 code for a protein of 150 amino acids. The record is from RefSeq and is a predicted model, not a curated record. Gene Ontology annotation, cellular component: mitochondrion.